UGAUGCUCGUCUCGUGGAGUGUGAUGUGGAUUGUGGGUCUGAUCUGUUACUCGGACUGCACGUGCUCGCACACAUCGUUCUAUAAGAGCUGCUGGAUCCGCAGGUAUCCGGGUGUCGAUGUGGAUGUGGAGGAAUCUCAGCGCAGAGGAGCUCACAUCUUAAAGACUUAUCACGAGGACACCGCGAGCAAAUGCAGCAGAAGCUGUUGUACCACACACAACUUCUCGUGCGGUCUGGCUGUGUUUCACUAUAACACAACUGAAGACAGCGUGAACUGCUUUCACCUGAACUGCUCAAACCCUGACAUCUGCGUUCUACACCACCGAAGAAAUGUCAUUCUCUAUCAUGUGACCAAAGGUGUGGAUCCUGAUCUGUUGGUGUUCGGGAAACACUUCACAACCAACGUGCGUGUUCUCCCUCACCUGUCCUCCUCACGCCUCAACCUUUCAGAACCUUUGACCUCCGACAAGCGUCACUUCAACCAUCCGCCCGUCAGAUCGAUCAGCCCCACCUCCACCAGCACGACAAAACCCACGACUGGAGCUCUUUCCACAACACACAGCAUCCACAAUCACCUCACAAGAUGUGCAACACGACCUCCAUCUAUUAUUCUCACCGCUUUGCUGCCCAAAACAGACAGUCAACCUCCUGCAACACAACCGACAAACUCUACGACUGUGCAACUUUACACAACCGUUGAUUUCAUUCAUACUACCACAACCGGGUCGAGCUCCACCACACCUUCCGGGAUCCUCCUAACCAAUGAUGCUCAGUCGUCCUCUACAUCCGGCUCUUUAUCCACACAACAAACUCACACUCGAAGUGACACAGUCACAAAGACUACAAACUCAGAGACGACACCGUACAUCACUGAGCUCUCCACAACUAACCGACAAGAGUCUUCACAAACGACAUCACCGCGAGCAGAGAUGACACGAGCACCAUCAUCCUCCAAAUCCCUCACGACCCUGAAGUCUCUUACAGCUCUCCAAACAAACACACCUCCACACACCACCAUUCAAAUAACCACCACGUUUCAAACAACUUCACAAAGCCAAGAAACCACAACCGCCAGCAGCUCCACGAUCUCAACAUCCACCCGACGCACCGACCGCAACCGGACGAGCGAUUCGACGACCAGCAGCAGGGCGGACAGUCAGCCGUACCCCAACGACACCAAGGGCUACGUCAGUCGGAACAUCAGCGUGGAUGACGGCGGAAGUUUGACUUCUGUGUGGCGUUUGGCGGCUAACACGGUUCUGGUGGUUUUGGGCACGUGUGCAAGCGUCACGUUGGGGUGCUGUUGUUCUGUGUAUGCGGCUCUGAGCUGGAGAGGACGCUGGAGGAGGAAGGGAAGAUACCGCACCAACCUGAGGGGCAAGAGAGGCUCCAUGAAACUCAUCAAAUAUGUCAUCGUGAGAGAGAGCUCGUAGCUGAUGGCCUUUAUUAGAUGCUGCUGAGAUAGAUCUUCACAUCAUGAUUCAGUGCCAUACAUGAACUAGAUGAAGAAACUUAACUGAAGAACUAUAUUCAUGCUACUGAACGUUUGGACAGCGUUCGGGUCGGGAGAGCACCCGAAAGGCUCCCUAGGUAGUGUACUUCACUAUUCAAAAUAAAGGUGCUACUAAAGGUUCUUCAAAACGAUCCCUUACAAGCAAGACGUUUGUUCAAGUGAGCUUUUAGUGUACUUCUGUUAAACUAAAAAACAAGAAUGUGUGCUUUGUGUAUUAGAAAUAUACUCAAACCAGACUGAAGUAUACUUAUACUAACAGAAAAGUGUAUUUGGUGUAUACUUAUGGAGAUGGAGAUAUACUUAAAGGGACAGUUCAACCCAAAUGAAAAUCCUAUCAUGAAUUUCUCAAGUUCUU
This is a messenger RNA of Triplophysa dalaica, 1868 nucleotides long. RefSeq names its product MANSC domain-containing protein 4-like. The record is from RefSeq and is a predicted model, not a curated record. Bases 3 to 1433 code for a protein of 476 amino acids. The transcript is spliced from 3 exons. Lineage: Eukaryota; Metazoa; Chordata; Actinopteri; Cypriniformes; Nemacheilidae.